This is a messenger RNA of Rhagoletis zephyria (snowberry fruit fly), 527 nucleotides long. Its product is annotated as sodium/calcium exchanger 1-like. The record is from RefSeq and is a predicted model, not a curated record. Gene Ontology annotation, cellular component: sarcolemma; axon; postsynapse. NCBI's taxonomy places the organism in Eukaryota, Metazoa, Arthropoda, Insecta, Diptera, Tephritidae. Gene Ontology annotation, molecular function: calcium:sodium antiporter activity. Gene Ontology annotation, biological process: calcium ion import across plasma membrane; sodium ion transmembrane transport.
UUAGUCAAAACAGCGAAUGCUUCUAAGCUGAUUGGUACCACUUCGUGGAAGGAGCAGUUUGUGGAUGCUUUAACCGUUUCAGGGAUUGAUGAAGAUGAAGAUAUCGAAGAGAAAGUCGGGCCCAGCCGAGGCGAAUACUUCAUGCAUUUCAUUUCAAUAUUCUGGAAAAUUUGUUUUGCGGUAAUUCCGCCAGCAAAGCUGCAUGAUGGAUAUCCGUGUUUCUUUGUUUCAAUAAUUCUAAUAGCGAUAUGCACAGCUGUGCUCGGCGAUGUCUCAUCGCAUUUCGGUUGUACGUUGGGUGUACUCGAUUCGGUCACAGCUAUAUGCUUUGUAGCGCUCGGUACCAGUUUGCCAGAUACGUUCGCGAGUAAAGUAGCCGCUGUGCAUGACAAGACGGCUGACAAUGCUAUUGGUAAUGUGACAGGUAGCAAUGCAGUAAAUGUUUUUCUUGGAAUCGGUAUAGCUUGGUCUAUGGCAGCUAUUUAUCAUGCUUUCCAUGGAAAUCAAUUCAUUGUACCUAUCGGAUC